ACCUCAACGAAGAAAGAAUUGCCAUAAAGAACGAGGAUUUUCUUUGGGAAUGUUCUGAGUAUAGAGAACAUUCUGUACGGAAGAUUAGCAUGGAAAAACGUAACAUAACAGAAUGUACAAUUAUUCACAGUAAAUUUGAGGUCAGAACUUCAGCUUUUAGUGUAAAUUAAAUUGUCAAGACGAGAUAUCGCAUGGACUUAUGUAUACAUGUCCCAAAUAUCCGUACAAGAUAAACAGAAAGGACAGCCUGAAUAAACACAUCAAACGGAUACAGGGGAUUACCUACGAUUACGACUGAUAUAUGUGCGUCAAUAAUUUUAAAACGAUUUACGAUUUGAAGCGGACCAGGUUGCAGACCAUACUGACCGGCAGGUGGUACAUUGUGGCGAGGGAGUUUACGUCAGAAAAAGCCAAAAUGUACUGUAUAACCAUAAAAGAAGAAAACAUUUCAAGUCAGAAUCCUUCUGCAAGAUAUGUAAACAUUAUUUUACAACAAAAGAAAAUCUCAAGCGGCAUAUCCAGGGGCACAAAAAUAAAUGCUGUACCGUCUACAGAAAACGUUAACAAGAAAAGAUAAUUUAGAGGAGCACAUGAGGACUCGUACGGUUGAAAAAUAAUACUUCCGUGGUAUUUUCGUGACUUUGCCUCUGCACUAAUGAUACACAAUGAUACCUAGUACUUCUCAAGAAUCGGCACAGAACGUAUCGUCUUCAAAAAAUAGUAAUUCUUCAGUUACGGAUCGUCCGGAAACCCAGAAUGUCAAGUCAAAAAUAAUGGCCUCGAUGGAGCAUGAGUACCCUUGGUCGUGCUCUGUAUGCGGCAAACCUUUCUGGCACAAGAUCUCCUUUUUGAAACACAGGACCUUGAAUGAAUGCCUGAUAUGCAAAAUUUGCCACAUGAAGUUUGACCUGCCAGAAGAAUUAUAUCGUCACAAUGAGACGUGUCGUAGCCCAGAGUAUCCCCACAGCAAGUGUUCCUUUGGUGCAGAUACAUUGAUGAGUUUGAGUGAACACAUGAAAGCGGUACACAAUACUAUCGACGUUUUACCGAUAUCUUGUGACAUAUGCUCAAAGAAAUUUUUAAGGCGGUAUCAUUUGAAGAGACAUAAGGAAACAGUUCAUGUGGACACGUUGAGAAAAUGUCCUGCAUGCCGCAGAAAUUUCAAAAACAAGGUUCUCCUCGAGAAACACAUAAGCUUGAAUAAUUGCCUGCAAUGCCAAAUUUGCGACCAGAAGUUUGACGUGUUAGAAAAAUUUAUUCGUCACUAUAAAAUGUGUACUAAAACUGAGUAUACCUGUCGCGAGUGUUCUUACAAGACACGUUCAAAGAACUGUUUUAUUACACACAUUAAAUCAGUACACAAUGCUAUCGACGUUUUACCGAUAUUUUGUGACAUAUGCUUAAAGAAUUUUACGAGGCAGCCACAUCUGAAGAGACAUAAGGAAUCCGUUCAUGUGGAUAACACACAAUCGUUUAAAUGUGAUUGCAUCUUGAAGAACAAACGUACCCUACAGAUGCACUUAAGAAUACACACAAAGGCGAACACUUUGAUGAAAUGUUCUGCAUGCCGCAGAAAUUUCAAAAACAAGGUUCUUUUCGAGAAACACAUAAGCUUGAAUAAUUGCCUGCAAUGUCAAAUUUGCGACCAGAAGUUUGACGUGUUAGAAAAAUUUAUUCGUCACUCUAAAAUGUGUACUAAAACUGAGUAUACCUGUCGCGAGUGUUCUUACAAGACAGAUACAAAGAACUGUUUGAUUAAACAUAUGAAAUCAGUACACAAUGCUAUUGACGUUUUACCGAUAUUUUGUGACAUAUGCAUCAUGAGUUUUGAGAGGCAGAAAAGUCUUAAGAGACAUCAAGAAACAGUUCAUGCGGAAAACAUACAAUCGUUAAAAUGUGACAAGUGUGGUCUCACCUUGAAGAACAAAUAUACCCUUCAGAAUCACUUAAAAAAACACACGUCAGAGGUGGACACGUUGAUGAAAUGUCCUACAUGCGGCAAAAUUUUCAAAUACAAAGUUUCUUACGUGAAACACAUAAGUUUGAAUAAUUGCCUGCAAUGCAAAAUUUGCGACCAGUAGUUUAACGUGUUAGAAGAAUUUAAUCGUCACGAUUGGACGUGUCAUAGACGUCUGACGUGCCGCAAGUGUUCCUUCAAGGCAAGUAUAUUGAAGGAUAUGAGUGAACACGUGAAAUCGGUACACGAUUUGCCACCAGAAGUUUGACUUGCUAGAAGAAAUAUAUCGUCACGAUAAGACGUGUCGUAUAUCAGAGUAUAUCUGCCACGAGUGUUCCUAGAAGAUAACUACAGAGGAUUGUUUGAUUGAACACAUAACAUGGAAACUACCGCCCCUAUGUUUUAUGAUAUAAAAAUCGCAGAGCAUUCUUAAGAAAAAUAAGGAAACCGUUCACGCUAACACACAGUCAAUAAGAAGCGAUAAGUACGAUAGUGUCUUCAAGCACAAAUAUAACUGAAACAAACAUUAGCACAAAGUACAUUUACAGGAAAAUUUUUUUCUGCAGAACUUGUAAUAAGAUCUUCUAAACGCACGAUGACUGGACCGACAUAGUGCCGAGUAUCAGAGUUGAACUUGUCCGUAUUGCAAGAAGAUAUUACCAUUCACUAGUAAAGAGUCACACUUGCGGCAUGAUAUACGAAUGAGAGACCUUUUUUCUGCGACGUUUACGACAACACGUAUAUUUCGAAGGGUAAUUUGUACAACUAUGUAAUAAAACAUUAUUCUGUUUCCUGAAUCGUUGGCUAUAUUCAAGGAAAGUAUCGUUUCCCUCGGCUCGUGAGUCAAAAGAAAGCAAUUAUUUAGAUCACUCAAAAGAAUGGGCAGAAGGAGAGAAAUAAUAUAUUUGCAGCUCUCUUUACGUUGCACUUUCGUGACGAAGUAUCUUUCUACGAAUGUUACUAUUGAAUUUUGUAUUAAUUUUAAUUAUUUACGCUGUUUUUAUAGAUUUUUAGUAGAUUAAGUGACACUCUACACGCAAAAUAAUAAACGCGGUACUUAAGAAAGAAAUAGAGCAUGACUUUACGACGAAUUAUAUAUUAUGUAUUACGUAAUUAUAUUUUAUAUAUAUAUAUAUAUAUAUAUAUAUAUAUAUAUAUAUAUAU
Molecule: messenger RNA, 3121 nt
Organism: Odontomachus brunneus
Lineage: Eukaryota; Metazoa; Arthropoda; Insecta; Hymenoptera; Formicidae
Product: PR domain zinc finger protein 5-like
Exons: 2
Coding region: 666-2081 (471 amino acids)
Biological process (GO): regulation of transcription by RNA polymerase II
Cellular component (GO): nucleus
Molecular function (GO): RNA polymerase II transcription regulatory region sequence-specific DNA binding; DNA-binding transcription factor activity, RNA polymerase II-specific
Source: RefSeq, a predicted model, not a curated record